This is a messenger RNA of Chinchilla lanigera (long-tailed chinchilla), 1678 nucleotides long. RefSeq names its product xylosylprotein beta 1,4-galactosyltransferase, polypeptide 7 (gene B4galt7). Bases 94 to 1044 code for a protein of 316 amino acids. Gene Ontology annotation, molecular function: xylosylprotein 4-beta-galactosyltransferase activity. The record is from RefSeq and is a predicted model, not a curated record. NCBI's taxonomy places the organism in Eukaryota, Metazoa, Chordata, Mammalia, Rodentia, Chinchillidae. The transcript is spliced from 6 exons. Gene Ontology annotation, biological process: proteoglycan biosynthetic process; carbohydrate metabolic process.
GCGGGGCGGGAGGCGGAGGCGCCGCGUAGGCCCGGGAGGCCCGGCGGGCCGGGCUGGGAGCUCGAGCCCCAUGCGCCACCGCCUCCCCCCACGAUGUUCCCCUCCCGGAGGUCCAGGUGGAUCCUCGGUGGCCUCCCCCGGAAAUGCUCCGUCUUCCACCUCUUCGUUGCCUGUCUCUUACUGGGCUUCUUCUCCCUACUCUGGCUGCAGCUCAGCUGCUCUGGUGAUGUGGCCAGGGCAGCUAGGGGACAAGGGCAGGAGACCCUGGGUCCACUCCAGGCCUGCCCCCCAGAGCUGCCCCCUGAACACUGGGAAGAAGAUGCAUCUUGGGGCCCCCAUCGCUUGGCAGUGUUGGUGCCAUUUCGUGAACGCUUUGAGGAGCUCCUGGUCUUUGUGCCCCACAUGCACCGCUUUCUGAGCAGGAAGAAGAUCCAGCACCACAUCUACGUGCUCAACCAGGUGGAUCAUUUCCGGUUCAACCGGGCGGCACUCAUCAAUGCGGGCUUUCUGGAGAGCAGCAACAGCACAGACUACAUUGCCAUGCAUGACGUGGACCUGCUCCCUCUCAAUGAGGAGCUGGACUAUGGCUUCCCUGAGGCUGGGCCCUUCCAUGUGGCCUCCCCAGAGCUCCAUCCGCUCUACCAUUACAAGACCUACGUGGGCGGCAUCCUCCUUCUCUCCAAGCAGCACUACCAGCUGUGCAACGGGAUGUCUAACCGCUUCUGGGGCUGGGGCCGAGAGGAUGACGAGUUCUACCGGCGCAUCAAAGGAGCUGGGCUCCAGCUUUUCCGCCCCUCGGGAAUCACUACUGGCUAUAAGACAUUUCGCCACCUACAUGACCCAGCCUGGCGGAAGAGGGAUCAGAAGCGUAUUGCAGCUCAAAAACAGGAGCAAUUCAAGGUGGACCGGGAGGGAGGCCUGAACACUGUGAAGUACCGUGUGGAUUCCCGCACAGCCCUGUCUGUGGGCGGGGCCCCCUGCACUGUUCUCAACAUCAUGUUGGACUGUGACAAGGCUGCAACCCCCUGGUGUACCUUUGGCUGAGUCGCGUAGACAGUAAGGAAGCCUAUACCUACAGGCCACACUGCUGCUCAGGCUCAGGAUGAAACCUAGGUCUGGGGCCCAGCUCUGAUAGGAUGUGGAGUGGCCCGAAGAAACACCAAGCUCUGUAUUUGCACCAGCCUGACCCCCAAAGGAAGGCUUGAACUGGAGCAGGACACAUAUCAUGCCUGGGACUCUGCUGGCAAUAUACAGUGAUCACAGAAAGUCUGAAAAGUGCUUUAACUAGAACUCUCACUGCCUUUCUGCUUGCUGUACUCUGCCCUCCUUUGUGUGCUGAGGCCUACAGGCAGUGGAAAGGACUGAACUGGACAACUUCUAAUUAGCCUCACUUUUGGCCCUUUCCGCUGGACUGCCUCAUGCAGAGAUACAGUGGGUGAUGUAGGUGGCCAUUGCAGUUGGGAGGCUUAGAACUUCAGAAGCCAGAGCACAAGCCCCACAGAAAGGAACAGCAGAUACCAGCUCCACCUGAUUGUCACAUGCUGGAAUAUGGACCUCAUGUUACCAGAUCUUCUGAUUUUUCAAAAGAAACUAGAAUGCUGGAUUCUUAAGUGAAAUCGGAUUUUUAAAAGAUAGCAGCUAAAUGAAACUUUCAAAAAGUAUGACAGGCCAAACAAAA